Molecule: messenger RNA, 243 nt
Organism: Schistosoma curassoni
Lineage: Eukaryota; Metazoa; Platyhelminthes; Trematoda; Strigeidida; Schistosomatidae
Source: the annotation of a GenBank genome assembly
AUGAUAAUGAAUACAAAAUCAUUGACUAUAUCAAUGUUUAUCAUGACUUUGUUAAUGAAGAGAUCUGAUCCAAGUCCGACGAUUAAUGCAAUAAUCAAAGACAGAUGGAAGAAAUUUUUGAUAAGGCAGGAGAAUGAGGAAUUUUGGUAUAACUUCUUUGAACUUAUUCUAACCUGGCUUGAAUCAUGCUAUUUUAAGGGAUCUCUAUGGAGAGCAGCACUGUUUCCUAAUGAAACAAAUUGA